AUGGGGUGUAGAUUUAGUAAGUUGAAAAAUGAAAGAAGGCAAGAAGAAAAUCAGGAAGACACACUCAACAGCGACGUCAACAACGAUGUGUUGAAGAUAUAUAGCAAGUCGAAGGGAAGGUGCAACACGUAUAGGAGUGAGAAAGGAGGUAGUUAUAAUGAUAAGCGGAACAGUGUGUCUAGUAAUGCGUCCGCUAAAAGGUGGGUCGCCAGUAGUGAUCCUGAAAAUGAAAAGAGCGACUACCACUAUGUCUACCCGUGUGGUGGUAGUAAUGAUGUUUUCCCCUCAAUGGGAUACCAAUCUAGGGAGAGGAUAAAAAACACACAGAGCGGUGAAGGAAGAGGACAGGGCAGGAGGAAUGAACAAGGCAGCAUAUGUGAUGCGCACCAGGGAGAUGGCAAUAUGCCAAGGGGAAAAAUGCAAACAUCGCUGAAAGAGGUCAAAAUGAAGCACGCAGAAGGGAGCAAAGUCGAGAGGAACAAAAUCGAGGGCAACGAGGUUGGAGGGAUUGAGAACAAUGUUGAUAACAACUCCUUUACGGGAAUCAUAAAAACGAUAAAUAACACACUCAUAAAGAGGGAAUCCACAGAGCGAGGAAGAAAAGAAAAGGCAGAGUUGCCGUCCAAUGUAGAGAACACAACUCCUUUUAAAAACAAAAAAAUUAAAUUUUUGUACAAAACGAGCAAGGGUAAUAUAUGCACAGAGGAAGCACAAAAUGAAGAUACAUACGUUCCUCUGAAUGAGUCCAUCUUAGCACAACGGAAGAGAAAAAAAGCAAAGGAAAGCUACAACUGCCUGGGCAGCAAAAAAAAAGAAGAACUGCUAAUGAGGGCCAUUAGAAAGAAUAAAGAACAGCUACUCUACUAUCACGAUUUUAGAAGUUUCAUUUUGAGAAAAAACACCUUUCUGCAUAUUUAUGAAUUUUACAAAUUUAAUUCAAACGUGUUCAAUUUGUUUUCCCUAAUGCCCAGCCACAUCUCCGAGAACGUUCAUGCGUCCAGGAUUUUGUUCGAGAGCUCCUUGAUAGGAAAUUACAUAAUACUGCCCUGGAUUGAGAACGAUCCCGACAUAAAGAAUAAUUCGUAUAUUAAACAUGUGAAACAUUUUUCGGAUAAAAAAAUGAAGAUGGAAAGGGAUUCCGCAGAGGACACGCGUGACCAGGGGGUCAACUUCUGUGGGUUCUUCAACCACAAUUAUGACCACAGGGGGAGCGGAGAAAAAGGGCGCAAUGGCAGAAGGAGCCUCAUCAAUCGAAACGACAAUGCCGGUGAGGAGAAAAAGACCAGCGCGAUUGCAGACCAGCGCGCGCAGAGAUGCAAUGCACCCCACGAUAAACACACAUUGAAAAAUACUUCGAGACAUGUUUUAAAGAAGAAACUACGACUGUACAAUGGACGUGCAGAAAGGGAGAAGGAGAGAAAGUAUGUUAGUAACAGAAAUUUGAGCAUGGACAAUUUAUUCAAGCUGAACCUUAGAAAGACCUCUACCGCACCUGUUAAGAAGCGGAGGUAUAAGAAAGAAAUUGUUAGUAUGAAAAAUGGGGGAGCAAAUAGAGGUGCUAUUAAUGAGACAAACGCUCAACGUAGAAAAAUUCGCACGCAUAGGGAAAAGUCAAAAAAAAAUGAAGCUGCUGACGCAGGGAAGAGAGCAUCGUUAAAAGGCAGAGAAAGGAAAAGGGACCAACCAAGAAAGAAGAAUAGUGUAACCGUUCAAACGGAAAAUUACGCGACAAAGUGUGCUGUAAAUAGGGUUGUAAAGGACAACGGACAGAAAGGUCAGGGCGAAGGACCCAUUCGACAUAACACCAACGGAGUGGAAAAUGCACAGAUGAAUAAAGAACAGAGAAAUCAUAAUAUCCCUUUCACUGCCCAAAUGAUAAGCACGAGUAAAGACUACAUGGAAGCCAUAGGACAUGGCAAAAAGGAAACGCUUAUCAGAAUGGAAGCAAAGAAAAAAGGCGAAACAGAAAAAAGAUGUAUUUAUCAGGAGGUACAGGAGGAGACGAGGAAGGGAGAAAAUUGCACACAUGUGAUGAGGGGGAAAACGGGAGAAUCCGAUCCGCAGUUCGUUGUGACAAAUAACGUGACGGUACCAAUGAAUGGAAGAAGCAUCGAAUCGAGAGUAGACACGGAUAAGGAAGGGAACAGGAGGCAAAUAAAAACGUAUGAAAACAAAUGCAAGAAGACAGUUAGAAUUAGCAUGGCGGAAAAUCAUUUGAACGGAAUUAAUUGGCAUGUUGGAGAAAAAGAAGCGAAGGAAGAAGGGUACCCCAGGUGUAGCAAUAAUAAUAGGGAAGCCCACGAUGGGGGACAUAUCAUCAGGAGAGAAGACCAAGAGAAUUACACUGCAUAUGCAACAGAGAGAGACACAAAUUGUAACGCAAAAGUGUUGAAACGAGUUAGAAGACAAGUAGAAUGUCAUAAAAUGCUUUACAAUGAUGUGACCCCUGGAAACAGAAAACAAAGUAAUAAUGGUGAGAGGGGCAUACAGAUGGAGGAUCCUAAGUUAAGGUACCAAAUAUGUAGCGGUAAAAACACAAAAUAUGAUAAAGUUGAGGAAGAAAGAAAAACAAGUAUUAUUAGCAACAAAUUAGAAAAGCGAGAAUAUCUGAAGGAAGAAAAAAACAGUCAAGAAAUUUGCGAACAUAAGUAUGGCUUAAAUGAAAGUUCGAUAAAGAAAAAUUAUAUAGUGUGUAGAAAGUGUCACAAAAAAAGAUGCAUAUAUCAUUAUGUUAAUUGUUUUAAAUUGUACGGAUGGGUAGAUUACAAGUGGACAGAUCCUGAUGGGUACUUAGAAUUAAGUGUAAGACAAAAAAAAAAAUUCGACUGUUGGAAAAGGCUAUCAGAGUUGUAUAGCAAUCCUAUUGUUAUGUCAACAGAUUUGUAUAAUAGUUGUAUAAGACAAGGCUUUGUUGCAGACUGUUCCUUUUUAUCCUCUUUAACUGUUUUAAUUGAAUAUGAGAGAAAGCACAAAGUCCCCGUCCUGUCAAAUAUCAUUUCUCCAUGUACCUCUAAUUAUGUACAUGCGAAUAAAAAUUGGCCAGUUUUUAAUCCUUGUGGAAUGUAUAUCUGUAGAUUACACUGUAAUGGAAUUCAAAGAAAAAUUAUCAUUGAUGAUUAUGUGCCUGUGAAGAGUAACAAUUCUUUGCUAGUUGCUUAUUCGAAUAAUCAGAAAGAGCUUUGGGUGACUUUGCUUGAAAAAGCUUUUGUUAAACUCAUGGGUGGUUCAUACUCCAUGUAUGGGUCUAACCCUGGUUCCGAUUUGUAUUACUUGACUGGUUGGAUCCCCGUGACAAUUUCGUUGAAGUCGAAGAUAAGUAGCUCUCCUCCUUCGUUCGAUCGCCUGACAGCGCACGCCGCGGUAAAUGAGGUCUGCGCUUCUGCUGCGGAUGUUUGUGAUGGCUCCCUGGUGGCGAAUCACCCCAAACGUGCAUGUACUGUACGAGGCGCGAUGGGGAGCGAAGCACGCGCACUUCGAAGAUGUGUCAAAAAGAGGGAGAGAAAAAAUGUGAUAAAUCGUAAACGGAGUCUUUACAAUUUCGUUCGUGGUGGCCAAAAUACAGCGACACGCAGUGCAGGUAAGGAAGUAUACACGAAAAGGGGCAGGAUGCAGCCCCGGUAUGACUUCCCCGUGGGAGCCAAUUUAAGCAUCCACCGAUUGGGUAAAAGUAGAACCUGGCACCCAACACGUGUUGAUUGGUCAAAGUAUGAAAAGCUGAAGGUGUAUUGGACUCUGCGCCAUUUGUAUACAACGGAGAACAGGAAGAAGCAAAAAUGGAGCAGGAAGGAAACAUCGCUCAUGACAGGGACAGGACCCAAGUGCACCAUUAAAAGGGUAUGUGGUGUUGGUGGCACGGCGGCCAAGCAGACACAACUGAAGAGAACUUUUAUUGAAGGAAAUACCGUGCGUGGCACUUUGUCGAGUAUCAAGAAAAUCCCACGCUGCGUAGGAAACGGAGACGAUGUAAAGGACGCACCGAAGGAAGUGAUGGCCGACUACGAAGUUAAAAUGAGACAUACGAACCAAUUUCUGUGCGAACCAGUGAGUAGCAUGGAUCUGUCUUCCUAUGUGUGUGGGCCAAUCGAUCAGUACAGCUAUUUAAAUGCAAAAGGAGAGAGUUCCGUUUUGAUGGACGAAGAAUAUGAAGAAUAUGAUGAGAAGUGGGACAUCAUAUGGAAUAAUAUUUACGAAGGAAUAAAAAAAGGGAAAUGUGUGGUAUGUUUGGGUACCUUAGAAUUAAAGGACGCUGCGCCAUCCGGGUUGGACUACCCAGAAGGGGUUUCCCUUUCAACUGGAAUUGUAACGAGACACGCCUACUCUAUUUUAAACAUCGAAAGCUAUAACGGGGAUAAGCUGCUCUAUAUAAAAAACCCAUGGGGAUGCAUCCGAUGGAAGGGGAAGUACUCUCAUCAUGAUGAAACGACGUGGACAAAGGAAGUGCAGAAAAAGUUGAACUAUUCUAUUGAGAAGGCGAAAGGGAAAGACGAUGGUUGCUUUUGGAUCCCCUGGAAAGAUGUAGUGAAAUAUUUCUCGCAUAUAUAUAUUUGCUGGAAUAGUGUUAUCUUUCCGUACCAAUUUGAAAUACACACAAAAUGGGAGAACAGCACGUACUUGAAUAGCUCCAUUUUGCAAGAUGACACCCACCUGGUGGCUUACAAUCCUCAGUUUGCCCUGCACGUAAAUGUGAAGAAACAGGAUUUAUCAGAAGAUGGUUUACGCUAUAUAGGGAAGAAGCCAAUAGAAAUAUGGAUCCUUCUAUCGAAGCAUGUGAGGGAGAGAAAAGCAGACGCUUCUCAAAAGUACCUAGCACUGCAUAUCCAUUCAGGAAAGGACAGAAUUAUUUGUCCUUUGUUUCCAAUUAAGCAAGGAAUAUACUCCAAUGGGGAAUGUACCUUUACCAAAGUGGUCAUUGGAGGUGAAGAUGAAUGUAUUAAUAAUUACCUUGUUAAGAAGAGUUCCUCGAAAAAGGACCCUCCUGAUGAACCCCAGGGUGGUAAUCCAAAUAAUAUGGCCGGAGGACACACACAGAGCAAUAAUGAGAACGUAAAUGUAAAUUCAACUGGAGAUAGUCAACAGGAAAUUUUAAGAAUCAUCGAUUUUGUCUUAAUCGUUUCGCAGUACUCACAGAAGGAAGAAUUUAAUUUUACGUUGAAGGUAUUUAGUCAUACGCAUUUGUCCCUAUAUGAAUUACCACCAAUGCUACCAGAGAAUUACGACUCUCUUUAUUUCAAAGGACAGUGGACAAGUAAAUGUGCAGGAGGUUGCUCGAACAAUUUGUGGUCUUACUUUAGAAACCCUCACAUACGUUUUUAUGUGCCCGAGGAUUCUACAUUUUGUAUUUUCCUCGAGUGCUCACAAGAACAUUCAGUUAAUUUGAGAAUAUUCAAUGGUAUGACAUCAUCCCCAAGGAGUUUAAAAAAGGGAGAAAUUAUAUCCAGUGGGGCAUACAAAGCUGGUUGUUGCUACAUUGAAUGUACAUUGGAAAGUGGGAUUUAUUGCCUCAUUCCGUCUUUAUAUAGACCUAACGUUACGGGAGAUUAUCAAAUAUGUAUUCACUACCCUAAGUCGAAGCAGAAGCCAGUCCUUCAUUUUAUUCCAUAUUCGUAUGUCGUUCCUCCGCUUUCCUUUUUCAAAUACCAUCAAGUACAUUUAUACUCUUUAAAAAAUUAUUCCAUCAUUUUAUUUCACGCCACAUCUGUGACUCUGCUCUCACUUAGAAUUACCUUCUUUGAACACAUGAAAAUUAAGGGGAUUCCAUUUGUUAAUAUUUACAAGCUUGUCGGUAGCACAGACUCCUGUGCGAACGACUUGGAAGCUGGAAAUGUUAUGAAGAAUAAUUUAUUUAACUCUUACAUUUCUCAUAAUAGAUAUGUAUACAAGAUUGUUCAGAAAUGCAACAUCCAUGGUGGACCAGGCUAUGACAUACUCCCCCUUUCUACUUGUGCAUACGAUUACUACAUCAAAUUUAAUUCUGUAUUGAUUCCGUUGGUGCAGCUGGAGAAUGAGCAUACUUCAUACUUACUGCUCAUCACCACGAAUAUAAAGGAGGACAUUCUUUACAACCACGAGGUUCAUUUUGUCUCAGAGAAGCAGCUUUCAGUGGACACAUGUUAUCCGGUGCACUCCUAA
This is a messenger RNA of Plasmodium fragile, 6129 nucleotides long. RefSeq lists its product as uncharacterized. Gene Ontology annotation, biological process: proteolysis. Bases 1 to 6129 code for a protein of 2042 amino acids. The record is from RefSeq and is a predicted model, not a curated record. The transcript has a single exon. Lineage: Eukaryota; Apicomplexa; Aconoidasida; Haemosporida; Plasmodiidae. Gene Ontology annotation, molecular function: calcium-dependent cysteine-type endopeptidase activity.